Molecule: messenger RNA, 1554 nt
Organism: Fomitiporia mediterranea MF3/22
Lineage: Eukaryota; Fungi; Basidiomycota; Agaricomycetes; Hymenochaetales; Hymenochaetaceae
Product: diphthamide synthesis protein
Exons: 5
Coding region: 1-1554 (517 amino acids)
Biological process (GO): protein histidyl modification to diphthamide
Molecular function (GO): 2-(3-amino-3-carboxypropyl)histidine synthase activity
Source: RefSeq, a predicted model, not a curated record
AUGGCAUCAGUGAAGUCAGCAUCGGCGGAUGCAAAGAAACCUCGGAAACGUUUUGUUGGUCGCAGCACUGCUGGGCCCCCGAAGGGUGGCACUUCGGGAGGAAUUGUCAAUCAAAUUCCAACAGAGAUUCUUGAGGACCUCGAACUGAAUGCAGCCAUCUCUCAAUUACCAUCGAACUAUUCUUUCGAGAUACACAAAACAAUUCACCACAUUCGUAAAAACGGUGCAAAGACGGUUGCGCUGCAGAUGCCAGAGGGCCUCCAGAUGUUCGCCUGCACGAUUGCAGAUAUUAUUGAACAAUUUACUCCUGCUUUGACAGUAAUUAUGGGAGAUGUUACAUAUGGAGCAUGUUGUAUAGAUGACUAUACGGCUGUCGCUUUGGGAUGCGACAUGCUCGUCCACUACGGACAUAGUUGCCUUGUACCCAUUGAUACGACAACCAUAAAGACUUUAUACAUAUUCGUCGAGAUUUCGAUUGAUUCUCGACAUCUUGCCGAAACUGUGCGCCUCAAUUUCCCCGACGAUCGAACAAUAUUCGAAGAGCGACUCCUCUCCUCGGAAAGCACAAGGAGUCGAUUACCAGCAGGAACUACGUUGGGGAACGGUCGUCAUCUUCGCAUUACUGGUUCUGAUCAAGAAUAUACGCCGAUUGGAGGAAGUGACCCUCAAGCAAACUCAAGACUUCCGACCCGUCUGGCAUUAGUAUCGACAAUACAAUUUGCAGCAGCACUGCAAAGGCUUAAGGAGGACAUAUCGGUUGAUGUAGGAAGCAAUCGUACCGGAGAAUCCGCUGUGCAAGAUGUGGCAUCUGCUUCCGAAUUCUGGACGAGGAGUUACGAGACGAUGAUUCCGCGAUCGAAACCCCUGUCCCCCGGAGAACUUCUCGGAUGCACUGCUCCAGCACUGCAGGAUGUCGACGCGCUACUAUAUCUUGGGGAUGGGAGAUUCCACCUGGAGUCAAUAAUGAUCGCAAAUCCCUCUGUCCCGGCCUUCCGUUAUGAUCCCUAUUCAAAAAAGCUCACUCGAGAGCGCUACAAUCAUGAGGAGAUGAAGAUGGUCCGAAAUGAAGCAGUCAAGAAAGCACGACUGAGCAUAGAAGCAGUGCCUGAGACAUCGGACGGAAGCAAAGACAUUGCGUCUGUUUCCGUGUCAAAUCAGCCGUGGGGUGUUAUUCUUGGCACCCUUGGACGCCAGGGUAGUUUCAAGCAGCUUCAAGCAAUAACUAGACAACUGCAACAAGCCCGCAUACCAAUACCAUACGUACCCAUUCUGCUUUCAGAGCUGUCUCCGGCGAAACUUUCGCUUUUCAAUGGACAUUUAUCGACGUUCGUGCAGACAUCAUGUCCGCGCCUAUCAAUAGACUGGGGUUAUGCUUUCGACAGGCCUCUACUCAGUCCGUAUGAAGCGGCUGUAGCGGUCGGUAAGCUACCAGGGUGGAAAAUAAAAGGCUUAGCGGAGUCUGAUAAGCCAGAGAAGUCAGAAACGUAUCCGAUGGACUUCUAUGCGGCUGGGAGCCCGUGGGCAAUUUCAAGGAAGCAAGGGACGUUUGUCUGA